Molecule: messenger RNA, 647 nt
Organism: Ceratina calcarata
Lineage: Eukaryota; Metazoa; Arthropoda; Insecta; Hymenoptera; Apidae
Gene: TTLL15
Product: tubulin tyrosine ligase-like 15
Exons: 2
Coding region: 45-605 (186 amino acids)
Biological process (GO): protein modification process
Source: RefSeq, a predicted model, not a curated record
UUUAUAUAGUUUUAUUGCUACAGGAUGUCACGGUCUGUAAUCAAAUGAUGAGCAUGAAAGUGAAGACACUUCUGAAAGUUUUCUUGUAUUCUAUAGUAGGCCCGAUUAUUUUAUACUGCUUAUUUUUUUCCUUCCUGCGUUACCAAGAGGACUUAAUAAAAGCGCAAGCGAAGAAGUUCGAAAUUAAGGAGAAGAGUCUGUCGUACCGGAUAUACGCGAAAGGUAACGAUACCGGAUAUUUGAAACACGUAUUUAUCGUGCUGGAACGUUUGGGUUUUAAACGAACCGAUCACGGUGAUAACUGGGACUUACUAUGGGCGCACGACUAUCCGUUCAGAAGCUUAAGUUCCAAUUUAAGUAAACUGAAUGCUCAUCAACGAGUUAAUCACUUUCCUGGCUGUGGAUACAUUACGAACAAAGUAGACUUAUCAACGACGGAAGGCCGCUACAUGUUACCGGCGUUUAAAAUACCAGAGCAACGUGACGAGUUCCUUCGUUACGCGAAUGGAUAUCCCGAAACGAUGUUCGUACAAAAAUCGAACGAUCAUAGGGGUAUUAGCGUGAAAAAUAUGGAUAUAAAUUCGAUAUCGGAGUGUAUACCGUGAUCACGUCCAUCGAUCCUCUUAGAAUAUACGUGUACAAAGGGG